Messenger RNA from Boeremia exigua, 4325 nucleotides. RefSeq names its product CPSF A subunit region-domain-containing protein. The transcript has 5 exons. Gene Ontology annotation, molecular function: protein binding; nucleic acid binding. The record is from RefSeq and is a predicted model, not a curated record. The coding region runs from base 120 to 4325 and encodes 1401 amino acids. Gene Ontology annotation, cellular component: nucleus; mRNA cleavage and polyadenylation specificity factor complex. NCBI's taxonomy places the organism in Eukaryota, Fungi, Ascomycota, Dothideomycetes, Pleosporales, Didymellaceae.
CAGCGCAAUUGGCUGCACGUCGGACGCGACACCUCGCACCUCCACCGCGACAUUUCGAUUCCUGGCGACGUUGCUGCUGGCCGAGUGGCAUGCCGAGCGCAUAGCACCCAUCCGCCCCAAUGCAAUGCUACACUGAGCUGGCGCCGCCGACGGCCGUCAGCCAUGCCGUCACGCUGCCCUUUGUGUCGGCGCGCGCGACCAACCUCGUCGUCGCGAAGAACUCGCUGCUGCAGAUCUUCGAGCUGCGCUCCACCGUCACCGAGGUGCUGCCCGGCGAGGACGGUGCCGAGCACGCUGGAGCCAACCUCGACACCGAGGCGGCCGACGUGCAGGUGCAGCGCACCGAGAACACGUCCAAGCUGGUGCUGCUGGGCGAGUUCCCCCUCGCCGGCUCCGUCAUCUCGCUCGCGCGCAUCAAGGCGCUCAACACAAAGUCGAAGGCGGAGGCGCUGCUGGUGGCGUUCAGAGACGCGAAGCUGAGCUUGGUGGAGUGGGACCCGGAGAGCUACAACCUCCAUACAAUAUCAAUACACUACUAUGAGAACCCCGACUUGCCUGGCCUUGCCCCGUGGAGUGCUGAGCUGAAAGACACGCACAACUUCCUCACCGCCGACCCCAGCAACAGAUGUGCCGCCCUCAAGUUCGGCGCCCACAACCUCGCCAUCCUGCCCUUCCGCCAGCGCGACUUGGCCGAGGACGACUACGACUCGGACGACGACCGCAAGAACAAAGACGCUACCAGCGGCGAUACAGGCCACGCGACGCCCUACUCGAGCUCCUUCGUGCUGCCCCUGACGAACCUCGACCCCACCCUCACCCACCCUGUGCACCUCGCCUUCUUGCACGAGUACCGCGAGCCUACCUUCGGUGUCAUCGCCGCCUCGCAGGACGUCGCUCCGUCGCUGCUCGCCUAUCGCAAAGACAUCCUCACCUACACUGUCUUCACCCUCGAUCUCGAGCACAAGGCGUCGACUACGCUCCUCUCCGUCACCGGCCUGCCCUACGAUGUCAACAGGGUCGUGCCCCUGCCACAUCCCAUCGGCGGCGCUUUGUUGCUUGGAGGAAACGAAGUCAUACAUGUCGAUCAGGCUGGCAAGACUAACGGCGUGGCCGUCAAUGAGUUUGCCAAGGUCUGCUCGUCGUUCCCCCUGAGCGAUCAGUCUGAGCUUGCGCUGCGUCUCGAGGGCUGCACAGUAGAGCUAUUGUCUCAGGAGAAUGGCGAUGUUCUCAUCGUGCUGAAUGACGGAAGGCUGCUCAUUCUGACCUUCACUCUUGACGGACGUACAGUGUCUGGCAUGACUGUGCAACCUGUGGAUGCAGAGCAUGGUGGCCAUGUUCUUAAAGCUAGCGCCUCUUGCACAACGAGUUUAGGCCGUGGUCGAAUAUUCGUCGGCAGUGAAGAUGGCGAAUCGGCCUUGCUAGGAUGGACAGGUUCUUUGAGCCAGUUGAGACGGAGACAGUCAGAUGCCGGCCUUGACCAGGAUGAUGGCAUGUCGGAUUUGGAGGAUGAAGUCGACGAUCUUGACGACGAUCUCUAUAAUGACACCGCGCCGGCUGUGAAGAAAAUUACUUCUGCUGCUGCAGAACCCUCAGAACCAGGGUCGUACACAUUCAGGAUACAUGACGUCCUGCCGAGCAUAGCGCCCAUCAACGAAGUUGUUCUCCACCCCGGCAUAGAUACAGACUCAAUCAACAAGGGUGAAAUCGUCACUGCAACUGGUCGGGGCGCUGCCGGUGCCAUCACCAUUCUCAAUCGAGAAUUGCACCCUGUCAAGCUGGCGCAGACAGAGCUAGAGUCAGCGAAGGGUUUGUGGGCUGUGCAUGCAAAGAAAGCAGUACCUCAGGGUGUCUCUGCUGCGUUCGGCGAAGACACUGAAGCCAACAUGUCGUCUGAUGUUGACUUCGACCAGUAUCUGGUGGUGUGUCGAGCUGGUGAGGAUGGCAAUGAAGUCACCACUGUGUACGAAGUCAACGGUAAUGAACUCACAGCCACUGACAAGGGUGACUUUGAACGCGAAGAGGGGUCAACGUUGAGCGUUGGUGUGCUCGCGCGUGGUACCAAAGUCGUACAAGUCAUGCGUACUGAAAUUCGAACCUACGAUUCUGAGCUCAACAUGGAUCAGAUUCUGCCCAUGGAAGACGAGGAGUCGGGUGACGAAUUACGCGUCAUCAACGCCAGCUUUGCCGAUCCCUACCUUCUUAUCUUGCGUGAAGAUUCCAGCGUGAAGAUCUUCAAGGCGAGUGGUGACGGCGAGUUAGAGGAUGUUGAGGCUAGCGGGCUAUCUUCGACCAAGUGGCUCUCAGCAUCACUUUUCAGAUCGUCCACUUUCACGGAGGUCUUCGCUUUUCUGCUGACGCCCGAAGGAGGCCUCCAUGUCUUCGCCAUGUCGGAACUGGAGAAGCCGAGCUACGUCGCAGAAGGCCUGGGAUUCCUGCCGCCUGUAUUGACGGUGGAAUAUGUGCCCCGACGUAGUGCAGCCAAAGCGACCAUUACUGAGAUUCUGGCCGCUGAUCUUGGCGACGCGACGACUAGGUCACCACAUCUUAUUAUUCGAACUUCCACUGAUGAUCUUGUCAUCUACAAAGCUUUCCAUGCACCAGCAAGAUCUUCGGCUGAGUUGUGGACCAAAAACCUAAGAUGGGUCAAAUUGUCCCAGCAGCACGUACCGAAGUUCUCGGAAGAAGAGGUCGAACAAGCCUCAGAAGAAGUCAAGAUCGAGAGCACUCUCCUCGCGUUGGACAAUGUCUGCGGUUACAGCACUGUGUUCCAGCGAGGAGCGUCGCCAGCCUUCAUUUUCAAAGAGUCUUCAAGUGCACCUCGCGUCAUUGGCAUCAGCGGUAAGGCCGUGAAGGGCCUUACACGAUUCCACACAUCAUCCUGUCAACGUGGUUUUGCCUAUCUGGACACAACCGACACUCUCCGCAUCUCCCAAUUGCCCACACAGACACACUUUGGACAUCUCGGCUGGGCUACACGGCAACUGCCGUUCGGCUCUGAGGUCCACACCUUCACAUACCAUCCAAAAGGUCUUUACAUCGUGGGUACAGGGCAAUAUGAAGAGUUUGGUCUCAACCAUGAAGACACCUACCACGAACCGCUGCCGAAAGAAGACACUGCCUUCAAGCCACGCGUCGAGCGAGGUGUACUGAAGGUGAUCGACGAGAAGACUUGGACUGAAAUCGAUACACACAUUCUCGACCCUCAAGAAGUCGUGCUGUGCAUCAAGACGCUCAACCUCGAAGUGUCAGAAACUACUCAUCAGCGCAAAGAACUCAUCGCAGUCGGAACGUCCAUCGUCCACGGCGAAGACCUUGCCACGAAGGGAAACAUUCGCAUCUUCGAGGUGAUCAACGUCGUUCCUGAUCCCGACCGCCCGGAGACGAACAAGCGCCUGAAGCUAAUCGUCAAGGACGAGGUCAAGGGCGCGGUGUCCGCUGUCUCUGAGCUCGGCACCCAAGGCUUCCUGCUCAUGGCACAGGGUCAGAAGUGUAUGGUCAGAGGCUUGAAAGAAGAUGGCACAUUGCUUCCUGUUGCCUUUAUGGACAUGCAAUGCUAUGUUACCGGACUUAAGAACUUGCCAGACACAGGCAUGUUGUUGAUGAGCGAUGCCUUUAAGGGCGUGUGGUUUACAGGCUACACUGAGGAACCAUAUAAGAUGAUGUUAUUCGGCCGCAGCAAGCACCAGCUCGAAUGCAUCACAACUGAAUUCCUACCCUCGGACGACCAACUCCACAUCAUCGUCGCCGACGCCGACAUGAACCUACAGAUCCUCCAGUACGACCCAGAAAACCCGAAAUCCGCAGGCGGCUCGCGUCUGCUCCACAAAUCCACGUUCCACACCGGCCACUUCCCCUCCACCCUAACGCUCCUCGAGAGCGCGCUCAAACCGCCCUCCAGCACCGACUUCGCAAACGCCAACCCUUACGACGACGAAGAUAUGGCCUCGGAGCCCGACGCCGCGCUCCAGCCCCUCCGCCAGAUCCUGCACACCUCGCAGUCGGGCACGCUGGCGCUCAUCACCCCGCUGUCGGAGUCGAGCUACCGCCGUCUCUCCGGCUUGAGCGCGUUUCUGGCUAACGCCCUGGAGGCAGCGUGCGGACUCAAUCCGAAGGCGUUCCGGGUUAGUGAUGUGGAGGAUGGUGGGUGGGAUGCUGGGGGUGUGGGGCGUGGGGUCGUGGAUGGGAACCUGCUGAUGCGGUGGGGGGAGUUGGGGGAGUGGAAGAGGAAGGAGGGGCUUGGGAAGGUGGGGGCAGACGAGUGGGUAUUUUGGGGGGAGAGGGAGGUGCUUGGUGGGUGGGGAGUGUUUGGCGGCAGGGGUAGGUAG